Sphaeramia orbicularis (orbiculate cardinalfish) is the source of this 562-nucleotide messenger RNA. Its product is annotated as leptin receptor overlapping transcript-like 1. NCBI's taxonomy places the organism in Eukaryota, Metazoa, Chordata, Actinopteri, Kurtiformes, Apogonidae. Gene Ontology annotation, cellular component: endosome. Gene Ontology annotation, biological process: late endosome to vacuole transport via multivesicular body sorting pathway; negative regulation of growth hormone receptor signaling pathway. The record is from RefSeq and is a predicted model, not a curated record.
GAGGUUUGUCCGACUCAACACUCGAGGAGGGGGGGCACUGUUGUCAUCUGCUUGGGCUGUGUGUCGAGCUUUUGUCCAUGAGAGAUGGCCGGGAUUAAAGCUCUCAUCAGCCUUUCUUUUGGAGGGGCCGUUGGCCUUAUGUUUCUCAUGCUAGGAUGUGCCCUCCCUGUGUAUGAUACAUACUGGCCUUUGUUCCUCCUCUUCUUCUACAUCCUCUCUCCAAUCCCGUACUGCAUCUCGCGGAGGGUGGUUGAUGACACAGACUCGGCCAGUAACGCCUGCAAAGAGCUGGCCAUCUUCCUCACAACGGGCAUCGUCAUUUCAGCUUUUGGUCUGCCCAUUGUCUUCGCAAGAGCUGAUGUAAUUGCCUGGGGGGCAUGUGCGCUUGUGCUAACGGGGAACAUAGUCAUCUUCGGACCAUCCCUGGGUUUCUUCCUGGUCUUCGGAUCCAACGAUGACUUCAGUUGGCAGCAGUGGUAAACAGCAGCGGCAGAGGGACCUUAGUCUGAACUGUUUUUAUUAGCGUUACAAUUAAUAUUGGUAUUACUGUUUUGGUUCUUGU